CCCCCCGCCGGCCGGACUCACUUUGCGGCAGCGUCGACGUCCCCACCCCCUUUCUCUGCGGAAUCACCAUGGCGGCCGGGACCCUGUACACAUACCCUGAAAACUGGCGGGCCUUCAAGGCCCUCAUUGCUGCACAGUACAGUGGGGCCCAGGUCCGCGUGCUGUCCGCACCUCCCCAUUUCCACUUUGGUCAGACCAACCGCACCCCCGAAUUCCUCCGAAAGUUUCCUGCAGGCAAGGUUCCAGCGUUUGAGGGUGAUGAUGGGUUCUGUGUGUUUGAAAGCAACGCCAUCGCACACUAUGUGAGCAAUGAUGACCUUCGAGGCUGUACUCCCGAGGCAGCUGCCCAGGUGAUCCAGUGGGUGAGCUUUGCCGACAGUGACAUUGUUCCUCCAGCCAGUACCUGGGUGUUCCCCACUCUGGGCAUCAUGCACCACAACAAACAGGCCACAGAGAACGCAAAAGAGGAGGUCAGGCGAGUACUGGGGCUGCUGGACGCCCACCUGAAGACGCGGACUUUCCUGGUGGGGGAGCGUGUGACUCUGGCUGACAUCACGGUGGUGUGCACCCUCUUGUGGCUCUAUAAGCAGGUCCUGGAGCCGUCUUUCCGCCAGGCCUUUCCCAACACCAACCGCUGGUUCCUCACCUGCAUCCACCAGCCCCAGUUCCGGGCAGUGUUGGGAGAGGUGAAGCUCUGUGAGAAGAUGGCACAGUUUGAUGCUAAAAAGUUUGCGGAGAGUCAGCCAAAGAAGGAGGCCCCGAGAAAAGAGAAGGGACAGCGAGAAGAGAAGCAGAAGGCCCAGGCUGAGCGGAAGGAAGAGAAGAAGGUGGCCGCCGCCCCCGGCCCCGAGGAAGAGAUGGACGAGUGUGACCAGGCGCUGGCUGCAGAGCCCAAGGCCAAGGACCCCUUUGCCCACCUGCCCAAGAGUACCUUUGUCUUGGAUGAGUUUAAGCGGAAGUAUUCCAAUGAGGACACGCUGACGGUGGCCCUGCCGUACUUCUGGGAGCACUUUGACCGUGACGGCUGGUCCCUGUGGUACGCCGAGUACCGCUUCCCCCAGGAGCUCAGCCAGACCUUCAUGAGCUGCAACCUCAUCACUGGAAUGUUCCAGCGCCUGGACAAACUGAGGAAGAAUGCCUUUGCCAGCGUCAUCCUUUUUGGCACCAACAAUAGCAGUGCCAUUUCUGGAGUCUGGGUUUUCCGGGGCCAGGAACUUGCCUUCCCGCUAAGUCCAGACUGGCAGGUGGAUUAUGAGUCCUACACGUGGCGUAAGCUGGAUCCUGGCAGUGAGGAGGCCCAGACCAUGGUCCGAGAGUACUUCUCCUGGGAGGGGGCCUUCCAGCACGUGGGCAAACCCUUCAAUCAGGGCAAGAUCUUCAAGUGAACAUGCCCCCUGCUUCCUCCUCCGCAGGGAGGUGCCAGUCAUUAAACGAAACUGAACACAGAAAA
Messenger RNA from Vombatus ursinus (common wombat), 1450 nucleotides. RefSeq names its product eukaryotic translation elongation factor 1 gamma (gene EEF1G). NCBI's taxonomy places the organism in Eukaryota, Metazoa, Chordata, Mammalia, Diprotodontia, Vombatidae. Gene Ontology annotation, biological process: translational elongation. The record is from RefSeq and is a predicted model, not a curated record. The transcript is spliced from 10 exons. Gene Ontology annotation, molecular function: translation elongation factor activity. The coding region runs from base 69 to 1385 and encodes 438 amino acids. Gene Ontology annotation, cellular component: cytoplasm; nucleus.